AUGGAAUCCAAGCUGGCCCAGAUCUCCUCGCUCGCGCAAAAGGACAGAGGCCCUGCAUAUCUCGCCGUUGUGAACGAGGUCCUCUCCAGACCAGAUCACAGCAGCAUCGCAAACGAUACCCGCACCGUCCUCGACACCGUCCUCCAGGACAAUGUCGUUGUGGGCAGACAAGUCCUUCUGGAGCUCGCACGCGCUCUUGGUGGUCAGAGCACCUUGCCAGCUGAUCUGAGGAAGCAGAUAGUAGAGGAAACCUUGUCCAUCGUCCAGCCGAGACUUGUCAGUUAUGAGGAGCAAGUAAACCCCCUCAGGUUAAUCCUUGCAGACAUACUGGAGAAAGAGGAGGACUGGAGCGGAGCUGCUCGUGUGCUCACUGGCAUCUCCCUCGACGCUGGUCAAAGAACAGACGAGGACAGGCUGCGCGUAUAUGUACGAAUAGUCCGAUUGCUACUCGAAGAAGAAGACUCUGUGCAAGCAGAGACAUAUUACAACCGCGCUGCUAUCCUGGUCCACUCCACACAGGACAGGGAGCUUCUCUUGGGCUUCAAGCUUUGCCAGGCCCGCAUCCACGACUACUCCCGUCGUUUCCUCGAAGCUGCAUCACGAUACCACGAACUCAGCUACGUUGCAGAGAUCGACGAAGAAGAGCGGAAACAGAUGCUCAAAGCCGCCGUGACCUGCGCCGUCCUCGCCCCAGCGGGCCCGAACCGCUCGCGCAUCCUCGCCUCGCUGUGCCGCGACGAGCGCACGGCCGAGCUCCCGACGUUCAACAUCCUCUCCAAGAUGUUCCUCGAUCGCAUCCUGCGUGCGCACGAGAUCAAGGAGUUCGAGGGCACGCUCAAGACGCACCAGCUCGCCAAGAUCUCGCUCUCGAGCAGCGACCGCGUCGUCGCCGCGGCGAACGAGGACGCAGGCGAUCCCGCUGUGAGCAGGCGCACCGGCCCCGCGACGGUCCUCGACCGCGCCGUCAUGGAGCAUAACCUGCUCGCGAGCUCCAAGAUCUACAACAACAUCACCUUCCGCGGGCUCGGCGCCCUCCUGGACCUCGCGCCUGGCGCGGCAGAGACAAUGGCGCGCAGGAUGAUCGAGCAGGGACGCCUCAAAGGUUCGAUCGACCAAGUCGAGAGGCUCAUCUGGUUCGACGCCGGAGGCGACGAAGACGAUGCACAGGGCAAGGCAGGCGGAUUGGGCGAUGUCGAACAGGAAACCGAGGACACGGGUGCACCGUUCACAAAGCGGUGGGAUAUGCAGAUCCGCAUGACCGCCGCGAGUGUCGAGUCAAUCGUUCAGCACCUUAAGGAGAAGGGUCUCGUACAAUUCGCCACGGCGCAAGUGUAG
Molecule: messenger RNA, 1335 nt
Organism: Phanerochaete carnosa HHB-10118-sp
Lineage: Eukaryota; Fungi; Basidiomycota; Agaricomycetes; Polyporales; Phanerochaetaceae
Exons: 5
Coding region: 1-1335 (444 amino acids)
Cellular component (GO): cytosol; COP9 signalosome
Source: RefSeq, a predicted model, not a curated record